Molecule: messenger RNA, 3350 nt
Organism: Anneissia japonica
Lineage: Eukaryota; Metazoa; Echinodermata; Crinoidea; Comatulida; Comatulidae
Product: E3 ubiquitin-protein ligase TRIM9-like
Exons: 6
Coding region: 122-1228 (368 amino acids)
Molecular function (GO): protein binding
Source: RefSeq, a predicted model, not a curated record
AUAGGAAUGUGCAAUUGACUUUGAGGCGAGUCUUGUUGCCAAGUUCGACGAACUAGUGGAUUUGAUCCAAAGGCGUAAAGAAGACCUCAUACAGCAGGUGACACGGGAGAAAGAGUUUAAGAUGAAGAUGGUGAAGAACCACAUGACUCAGUGUUCGGCCAAACUGCGGCAGACAACAGGGUUACUAGAGUUCUGCAUUGAAGUCAUGAAGGAACCAGAUGCUGCUGCCUUUCUCUUGUUUUCUGGCACACUAAAUCAACGAAUUGGCAACAUUGAAGCAUCAUGGGACAAAGAGAUGAUACUACAUGGCCGAGUGACCCCAGAAUUUGACCUCACUCUAGACAGUGAACCGGCAGUUCAAGCACUGGCGAUGCUAAACUUUAAAGAAAUGAAAGCAUCUCUAGUUCCACCUCCCCCAAGAUACAAGAAGGUACCAGAUUCCCCGAUCGUAAUUACUGAAGAGUGCAGUGUAGAAAAUAAUAGCGUUACAAUUGCCUGGCAGCCACAUCCUUCCAGCUGGGUCGAAGGUUAUGUGUUGGAAAUUGAUGAUGGCAAAAGUGGUGAAUUCAGGGAAGUUUACUGUGGUAAAGAGACCAUCUGUACUGUUGACGGACUGCAUUUUGACAGCACAUACAAUGCACGUAUCAAGGCCUACAACCACGCAGGAGAGGGAGAUUACAGUGAAACAAUCUGCCUACAGACUGCUGAAGUUGCAUGGUUUCAACUUGACCCCAGGACAACCCAUGCUGACAUCAUAUUCUCCAAUGAUAACAUGACAGUGACCUGUAGUAGCUAUGAUGACCGUGUAGUCAUGGGCAAUGUAGGCUUCUCCAAAGGUGUGCAUUACUGGGAGAUAACAAUCGAUCGAUAUGACAACCAUCCCGACCCAGCAUUUGGUGUUGCUCGCUAUGACACCACUAAGGAAUCGAUGCUCGGAAAAGAUGAUAAAUCCUGGUCAAUGUAUAUAGAUAACAAUCGCAGCUGGUUCAUACACAAAAAUGUUCAUUCUGAUCGUGCCGAGGGUGGUAUAUGUGUGGGCUCGGUGAUUGGCGUUUUGUUGGAUCUCAACAGGAGGACGUUAACCUUCUUUGUGAAUGAUCAGCGGCAGGGACCAAUAGCUUUUAGGGAUUUACAAGGCGUAUUUUUUCCAGCCAUAAGUUUAAAUCGCAAUGUGCAAGUAACUGUCCACUCAGGAUUAGAACUCCCUCCCGAUCUCGAUACAUAUUGAGUUUUUUUUUUAUGUUUCUUUAAAAAAAAAAAAAUAUUUGACUUAACUUGUCAUUCCAAAUUACAAUCUGUGAGAGCAGUGCUUCUAAAAAUAGUUUAUAACUAACAUGUUGAAAACUGUUUGGUUGUUUAUCAUAAGACAUCACCAUGGCUCCAGUGUUGAUGUGGUUUUUUAAAUCCUCCUCUGUGUUAUGCUAACGGCUUAAUAUUAAGGCCGGCUUAUAGAAUAGAUAGAAUUAUCGAUUAAUCUUCAAAUUUGAGUGCCAUAAAUAUAAAGGACAAAGCCUUGCUGUUUGUUAUGAGAGCAUAUAUGGUAUUUUUUCCACAUGUAAUAUUUUGCUAGGCUGCUAAAUAAAGAUUGGAAAAUUAAAUUACCGGUAUUACUGUGUUCAUUUAAUGUUUAUAAAAAUUUAAAAAUUGUCUUAAUUAUGUAGUUUUAUUUCUUGUAUAUAUUUUCUGAUACUUUUUAAGUGAGAGCAAGAAUUGUACUGUGUUUCAUAAUGUAAAUUCUAUUUACUUUGUUAUUAUGUAAUAAUUACUACAAAUAGUACCGAUCUUGUGUAGAAAUAAAAAUAAUAUUUGAUAUUUUAUUUUCUUUGUAUAUAAAACAAUACUUAAUUCUCAAAUGUUUGGGAGAGUAUGAAAUUUGAUCAACAUAUUUACAAUGUAAAUAUUGUAUAUUUAGACAGUAUAAUUUCUUUUAUUUAUAUAUUUAAUUAAUACCAUACUUCUACAUUUCAUUAAUCAAAAUUUAUUAUUGCUGUAAUAUUUUAAAAUAAUUGAUACUGUGUAUGUUGGAGGCUGCUAUAUAAAUCCAACAACUUAAACCAUUUUUUGGAAAAUAAAAUUUUGCUUUUUCCCCCCUAAAAUAUCUUACCAUAUUAUAUCACAUUUACAGCUUAUUGUUAUUGUUGCUAUUAUUAAUAAUAUAAUUAUUAUAAUUAUUAUUGGUAUUAGUGAUUAUUUUUUGUACUACUAUUAUUAUUUUCAUUAUACUAUAUGUUAUAUUACUUUCAAAUUAUGCUUUAUUUUUUCCAAUUUUAGAAUCUUGUUAUGUUAACAUGUUCUAUUACAUUCAUAUUUAAUUAGUUUCAAAUUAAUUAGAAAUUAAUUAUUAAAAUAUGCUAUAAAUGUGAAAUGGUCUGCUAAUAAAGUCGUGUAAAAAUAUUAUUAGUUUAUUACCCAAUCUACGCUGGAAAAAAAGAUGAGUUAGGGAGGCUUGUUUGCUGGUACCUUGAUUUUCAAAGUAAAACACGAUUGAGGUAAUACAAACAAUAUCUACUAACUAAUAUAUAAUUUUAAAAAUGGAGGGGAAAAAAAAAUUUUUUUUUCAAAAAAAAAAAGUUUUUCUUCAGAAAUAUUUUUUUUCAGUACCAUAGAAGACAUGCAUGCAAGGGUGAUAAACUAAUAAACAUUUUUAUUUGGCCUAAGCUCUAUGUCUAAUAAUGCACAAAAUAGUUAACCUAUUAUUUGAAAUUAUUUGCUAUUCAGUAUUACAAUAUUAACUAAAAACACUUUUCCAUUUUAAAUAUUUCAACAAGAUUGCAAUGAUUUUAGAAUGGAAGAAAAUACUAUCGGAGAUUGAGAAUAUAAAAUAAUAGAAAUUUGCGUAAAAUGAAAAGAUUUAUUUUAUGAAAACCAUUAUUAAUUAAUAUUAUUGAAAUAAUGUAUUUUGAUUAUGAUUGCCAUAAAAUUUUCCACAAACAAGUGGACAUUCUUGAUUACAUUUUUAAUGCGCAUUGAACUCUUGUAAUAUGUUAAGUGGAAUGUUAACGACUGGACAAGAUGAGACAUAGGUAUUAGUCAUUGAUGCUCUAUCAGCUAACAUACGUAGUUGUAACUGAUCUGAGAAAUUUUUCAACACACGUGUUGUCUCAAAAACGUACGUGUUUGCGUAUGUUUCAACACUGUCGUUUUGUGGUACUUUAGCUACAAUCUCCAAGGGGUGGGGCUUUAGUGGAAAGGUCCGUUAAAGAAACUUGAAAAUUCCGAAAGAGGAAAUCAUUAUAACAAAAUGGUAGAUCUGUAAAUUUUUAAGUGUCAUAAGGGAUGUGUGUUUGUUAUUGCUGUGCUGAUCGUGUUUGCUAUUAAAAUGUCACAAGUACUGAAAGCAAAAAAAAAAA